Molecule: messenger RNA, 512 nt
Organism: Closterium sp. NIES-67
Lineage: Eukaryota; Viridiplantae; Streptophyta; Zygnematophyceae; Desmidiales; Closteriaceae
Source: the annotation of a GenBank genome assembly
CAGGCGGAGGGCGAAUGUGAGCAGCUGAGGCGGCAGUGUGAGCUGCUGGAGAGGGAGAACCAACAGCUGCAGCUGCUGCUCCUGCAGAGCUCAGAGCCAGCAGGCCCCAGCGCCUCAGAUGCAGUUGCAGUCACCGGAGGAGGUACAGCAGCAGGAGCACACCCCCAUGAUUCUGUGCUAUCAGCAGCAGCGGGCGGCAGGAGACACAGUGACGACGACAUACCCCGGGAUCUGCUGCGCGUGGAAAGAGCCCCCAUCUCGGGUGGCAGCAGCAGACCGGCUGACACCAUCAUCCUCUGCCCGUCCUGCCUCUCAUGGCCCUUGGGAACUCCACCCUUGGGAGUUCCGCCCUUGGGAACUCAGCCAGGAGAAUUAGCGGGUGAAGUAGGUCCAGGAACAGUGCAGGUAGAUAGCAACCAGCAAAGGAGUAGUACUCAGCAGGAUAGUUCAACCGCAGGAAGCGGACACGAUUUUGACUUGAACCUAACUCUCUAAUAUUGUUUUGUCCUGUA